Messenger RNA from Lethenteron reissneri (Far Eastern brook lamprey), 3679 nucleotides. RefSeq names its product speckle targeted PIP5K1A-regulated poly(A) polymerase-like. Lineage: Eukaryota; Metazoa; Chordata; Hyperoartia; Petromyzontiformes; Petromyzontidae. Gene Ontology annotation, molecular function: zinc ion binding; RNA binding; poly(A) RNA polymerase activity. Gene Ontology annotation, biological process: RNA 3'-end processing. Gene Ontology annotation, cellular component: nuclear speck. The record is from RefSeq and is a predicted model, not a curated record.
GCGACGAAUCUGCCGGGCUGCAGAUUCGCGCCUCGUUUCAAAUGCCGCGUGGUGGACUGCGUUCGGUGCGGUCACCGAUUGCUAAUCGAUGAUCUACAAUCCGCGUCCGUCGAUCGAUUAAAGCACAAAUAGCAGUGAAGUAUGGAGGAUGCAGACGUGCAGACGCUGCCGGCGGGCGGGUUCUUCUGCGUGCUGUGCGACGUGAAGAUUCCCAACCAGUCCAGCUUGGACGCCCACCUCGGUGGAAAGAAGCACCGACGACUCGUGGGUCUCCGGGCGUUACGGAAGGCGCAGGAGGAGCGUAGUGUGUUCGUGAGUGGCUUUGCAAAGGGAACUUCGCAGCUGGAGAUCACAGACUACUGCAUGGCGUUCGGCAGCGUCUCCAGCAUCAUCAUGGACAAAGACAAGGGUGUGUACGCCAUCGUGGAGUUUGAAAGCGCGGACGCGGUGGAGGUGAUACUUUCCCAGAACGACCACGUCAUGAAUGGGCAGUGCCUUCGCGUGAAGCCCCGCGAGAAGAAGGGAUUCCACGUCGUCGUGCGCAAGAAGGGGGCUGGCGGCAAGGGCCAGCUCAUGGGCCUGGAGCAGCUCUCCACCUUGCUCUGCCAACAGGAGACCGUGGAGGAGCAGAUGCUUCAGCUGGUGCGAGUAUUUCAGCUGUCGGAGAGUGCAGUGCGGCUUCGAAACCUGCUCGUCAACCUCCUGCAGGAGGUCUUCACCGAGUUUUUUCCAGGGUGCAUUAUUCACCCGUUUGGCUCCACCGUGAAUGGCUUUGGCUUGCGUGGCUCUGACAUGGACCUUUUCCUCGACUUGGAAAAUGCAAAAACCUUCCAAGCCAAAUCAAAAAAAUUAACCGAGAAGGAAGAGGAAGCAAAGAAAACCACCGAACCCAUGGAGGAAGAUAAAGGGCACACUUCGUGGGGAGAUGAGUCUUCGGAUGAAUCUGUGCAUUCUGAGGAAUCCAUGCAUUCUGAGGUGGACCUGGAGGGCGCUUUGCCGGCCGAGGUGCUGGAAAUGGUGGCCUUGGUGCUGCGCAAGUGCGUGCCGGGCGUGCACAAGGUGCAGGCCGUCCCGACAGCCCGCCUGCCAGUCGUCAAGUUCAUCCACCGCGAGUCAGGUCUCCAGUGUGACAUCACGAUCAACAACAGGCUACCUGUUCAAAACACGAAGCUGUUGCAGUUGUAUGCAGCGGCAGACAGUCGUGUGAAGCCUUUGGUCUACACCGUCCGCUAUUGGGCCAAACAGAAGCAGCUGGCCGGCAACACAUCUGGAGGAGGCCCACACCUGAACAACUAUGCCCUCACCCUGCUGGUGGUUUACUUCCUGCAGACACGCCAGCCGCCCAUCCUGCCCACCGUCAGUCGGCUCAAGGAGCUCGCAGGUGAGGUGGAGACCCAUGUGGUGGAUGGCUGGGAUUGCUCCUUUCUGAGCGAAUGGACCGACGAAUGUGAUACCGAUAACACGGAUACCCUGAAUUCACUGCUGCCAGAAUUCUUCAAAUUUUAUGCUUCAUUUGACUUCUCUGGCUCAGUAAUAUCAUUACGAGAAGGUGUAGUUUUUCCCGUGGCGGAAUUUUUUGGAAUUUCCAAAACUGAGCAAGCGAAUGCCAAGCCGAAAUUAAGGCUGGGGCCGAUUAAUGUGCAGGAUCCUUUUGAGCUGAACCACAAUGUGGCUGGGAAUGUGUCGGAACGGAUGGCACGGCGAUUUAAAAAGGAGUGCGAUGUAGCGAGCAAGUAUUGUCGCAGCCUACAGUACCAGCACAAAUCCACCAAGGGGAAGGUAUGGGGACUGGUUAAGCUCUUCCAGCUGACCGGAGGGGAGGAUAUCUCGCCUAUGGGGUCUCCUGACCCAACCUCAUCCAAUGCAGCAGCCACGAAGACCACGAUAGAAAUUGCAUUCAAAGUGCCGUCCAUGUCAGAAACGCUGAAGAACAAAAUGAAAGAGGCGGCCAAUUUUAGGGGCGUUUGGUUCAACAAAGUUUGCCAGUUAACUCAACGUAUCCUGAUGGAGGUGCUCAAGUUUGAUGUUCGCAGAACUGAUGUUUUGGCGAGCGAACCGAAGGAAUCUGAAGCAACAAAAGUGGGACACCUUGAGAAAAUGCCUCAAGAAAUUGAUGUCCAACAAACUUCGUCUGCCUGCUCCAAGAGAACACACCCAGAUGAUGACGGUGGCCAUUGCAGCAGCAGUAAGAAGGCCAAAAUAGAGAGUUGUGUCACAGGGUCCGUCAGGUGGUCUUGCAGCAUAUCCGCCGUCAUUUGGGUGGGACGACGGAAAGUCAAGCGGCAGGUUAAGCUUGAAAUGCAGAAAUCUGCCAAGGAGCCUGCUUGUUUAAAGGAGCCAUGCGUGGAGUCCACCCUGCCAACCAUUGUGCAAGAAGAGGCCAGGAUUACCGAGGCGAUCCUAAAGCAAAGCUCGGGCACCGGUGCAGGUGAUGAAAAUAAAGGUCCCCUUCUGAGCUUUACGCUGUCGGCCGCGCUGGCUGGCGGCACUCAGGACACUAAGGCUUUGCUCACAGUCACUCCCAUCAAGGAUGAAAAGAACUCCUUCCAAGACCUCUUUCACUUCCUCGAUUACUUCCUGCCCAAGCAGGUGGAAAAGUGCCUGGAACAUGACAGCUGAACAGUUUUUUUUGCUGUACAGUUCAUUAAAAGCAAGCUUUAUAUUGAAUGCAUUUGGCAAUUAUUUCAUUGGCAUGUUUUUCCUUUACCAAAUGCCUGCAGCCUUCUACCAACCUAAUGGCCUAAUACGAAAGAACAGUAUUUGGUAUUACUAUUGCAAUGUUUAAAAGGUGCUGCUAAAGUAAUACUGGCAAGUUUGACUUUGGCUCAGUGUACUUCUUGGACUAACGGGGUACUGUUUAAACAUAUCUUGGUUGUUAUAAUGUAAUUGACAAAAGCAACGUGUCUUAGUAUCUAUGACCACACAGGUUCUAGUUGUAGUUUCCAGACAUUUGUAAGUCUUGGAAUAUUUAUGUUCGAAUUACAGAUUUACCUUGCUUUAUUCGGUAGAGGCAUUCCAAAAAAAGGGGUGCACAAAGUGAAAUCAAGGAAAUAACUGUCUAGUACAUACAGGAAAUAACAAUGUCCCACGCCAAACCACAAAGCCGCACGAGUGAAUUCAAACGGCAUAUAGCAAAGUAGAAAUAGGGUAGCCAGAUGUACGUGAAAUUGCAUAGUGAACAAAACCUGUAAAUUGUGUAAACCAAUGGUUACAUUUUUUAAGUGACUACUUUUUGUAAUCCCUUGUUUAAUUUGCCAACGUCAAAUUUUCAUUUACUGAAGUGGGACGUUUUUGAGCAAGAUUACACAAUAUUGUGCAAAUGUGGCACCUAUGUGGUUUACAUAUUAUGCGAGUGUGGUUUACACAUUAAGUGACUUUUCAAGGCUAUUGAAGACGACCUGAGGUGAUGUCAGUUGUGGUGAAAGUGGCAUGUGACUUCAUUUCGCCAGUCUCACAAUACCAUUUAAGCUGCGCAAAUGUUAUUAACCGCACAAGGAUUCCUGAAAGUUGAUCGGCUCAUGACAUUUUUGUUGAAUCUUUUAUUUUACUAUUUACAGUUUUAUAAGUACAAGAAGCAGAUAAUGGUCCGAAGCGCCGUUCUUUUGCAAGCAAUGUUUGUUGUACAGUAUAUUGGACACUGUAUUUAGGGGAAACAAUUUCAAUAAAUAAAGACGUGGGC